AUGGGAGGUGCGAUAUACACAGAGGAGCAGUUGCUCGGGCUGAGGGCGUCUCCGCUUGUCAAGAAGCCCGACGGCUUGCCUUCCAUCUCACAAUGGAUGGACGUGCCCGCGGAUCAGAGCACCACCAACAACAGCAACCAUGCCAGCAACAAUGGCACUGCUCGCCGGGCGCGUGGGAUGCGCGAGGGCGAGGGACCCGCAGGCAACGAGCGCCCGCCGCUGAUCAACCCUAUGGGCCAGUUCGGUCGCCGUCAGAGCAUGCGUAAGUCAGAAGCUCAUGGCAUGGUGGCCGCAAUUAACGCUCUAUUUGUAGAACCCGGAGAAGAGACGACACUCGGCCCGCCAAAGCUGUCGUUCAUCUCGGCCUCGCGAAACGCACCAAAGGCGCAAGGCGAGACCAAGGAGCGCACAGGCAUCGUGUCAGUAGACGGGGACAACUUGGGCGAUCGCUUCCCGCGCGAGAAGAACGACCGAUGGACACGAGACCGCGACCCUGAUCGAGCGCGCGACAAGACCUACACGAACGGGCGCCGUGGCGUACGAGAAGAUGGCGAGGGUUGGACAAACGUCAAGGGCCGUAAGAGCGUUGGCCAAGAAGACUUUGAGCGCUUUACUGGCCGCAACGGUGACCGCAAUCGCGACAAGCAGGAAGGCGAUCCUGAGACCGACACUACUCCUCGUCGAGGCAACCGCGACCGAGCCGAACCGCGAUGGGGCCGUCGUGAGGACACCAAGGACGAGGGUACCAAGCCUGGCCUGCAGGGCGGGUGGCGCGAGCGUGAUCGAGACCGGGAGCGCGACAGGGAGCGAGACUGGACCCGCGGCAACAACAGGGCCGAGGAAGAUCCAGAGUGGAUGGACACCAAAGUAGAGAAGAAGGAGUUCAAGCCGCGCACCCAGGAGGACUUUCAGCGCUGGAAGGAAUCGAUGAAGGCCAACAAAACAACCGGAGAAGACAAGGACGAGCCCCUAGCCAUGCCCACCGAGGUGUCGACGGCGAUAUCUGCUACUGUGCCCCCAAUGCUGACGCAGCCCUUGCACACUCCAUCGGGAGCAGAGCCGACCCAAGGCAUUUUGUUCGGCAACUGGGGCAGAGACAAGGCUGUCGACAUCAACGCUGCGGAAAUGACUUCUGCGAAACCCAAGCCGGACAAGAAAUCAAGAUUCAUGACCAUGUUUGCUAAGCCUGAAGAACCAGCAGCACCCGCCCAGCCCAUGGCGCCCUCGGCCAUGUCACCACCACCUGUUAUGGAGGGCAAUGCGGACAAGGAAGGCUUCCAGCGCAUACUGCAGAUGCUGGGCCAAGUCAACGUCAGUGGUGCGCCAGUCAAUCCAGGUAGUCCGCCACCUCCCAGCAACGGCGGUAUGAGGCAUGGUGGCGGCAUCUCUCUGGAGUUCCACCAACAAACUCCACCGCCAGAGCCACAGAGUAGUCGGCCACCGCGGACCAUGGAGCAACAGAACAUUCUCGAGAACAUUUUGGCCCAGCGACCCGAUUCUCGGCCAUCGCAGCAAGCCAGGUUCAGUAACAUGUCGCCAGAAAAUGCGCCACACGAACAGUUCAGGCAUCCACGAGCUGAGCCCUCCAUUUCUGAGGAGCACUUCCACCAGCAACCUCUAUCGAGAAACGCUACUAUUCCUGAUCAAAACCUAGCCGCACUACUAAGUAGCCGCGCUCGUGACGAGUCGCAUCGUGAUCAGGCUGUAAAGCAACGUGAGCGCGACUUCCUCCUUAAUCUGAUGCAAGGUCCUGCUCGCGCCACGCCACCUCAGCAGAUGUCUAAUCACAAUCUGCCUCGUCAGACUCCAGACAACCACCUGGCUGCCUUCUUUGACCAGCCUCGACAGCAACCCCAAGCGCCGCCAAAGGGACGCCCUGGGCUACCUCCCGGCUUCAUGGACGACCCCCGUAUGUUCAACGAAAAUGAGAUGGCUCGUCUCAAUGCCGAGCGACGCGAGCAAGAGCUUCGUCAGCAGAUCAACAUGCAGCAGCAGCAGGAAGCCAUGCGCGCAAAGAAUGGGCGUGUGCCUAUGGGCUUUCCCGGACAUGAAGAUCAAAUCCUAGGUCUGCAGCGUCGCAACACUGGAGGUGAUUCGCGACAGAUGACAAACAUGGGAAUUCCGUCCCAGCCGGUGCCAGAUAUGCAGUUCAUGGGCGGACGCGGCCAACCAGGCAUGCCAUCAGCACCACAAGAACGGCCAAACAUUGCGCCCCCGCCAGGCUUUGGAGGUGGACCUAUGCGCCAGCCGCCCGGCUUGAAUGGCCCCAACCCUCAGCAGCAGAUGGGUCUCGGAGGUCCUAACUUUUCAGCUGGUAACACACCUCUAGGCCACCCACCUGGCUUCGCCCCGCCUGGCAACAUGCGUGGCAUGGGUUUUCCUGGUGGACCCGGUGGUCCUGGUGGACCCGGAGGUCCUGGUGGUAACGGCAUGCAAGGUCCUCCACAGGGCUAUUUCCCACCUCCGGGCUACGGACCGCCAAUGCCUGGCAUGCGCGGCGAGGACCCUCGCAUGAUGUUCGACGGACACCAGGCAUUCGGCGGACCCGGUCCACGUCAACAGCAAGGUCGCCCGGGACCUCCUGGUAUGUACUAG
Molecule: messenger RNA, 2595 nt
Organism: Parastagonospora nodorum SN15
Lineage: Eukaryota; Fungi; Ascomycota; Dothideomycetes; Pleosporales; Phaeosphaeriaceae
Exons: 1
Coding region: 1-2595 (864 amino acids)
Source: RefSeq, a predicted model, not a curated record